Molecule: messenger RNA, 1158 nt
Organism: Rotaria sp. Silwood1
Lineage: Eukaryota; Metazoa; Rotifera; Eurotatoria; Philodinida; Philodinidae
Source: the annotation of a GenBank genome assembly
AUGGCUUCAAAUCCAACAGAUCUAUCAACAACAGAUGAUGAUGAAUAUCAAGUUCGACAUGAAGAUGAAGAAGAUGAUGAUGAAAGAACUAUUGAAGAAGAAGAACAGUUAGGUAGUGAUGAUGAACAAAAUGAAUUAGAUAAUUUACAAGCUGAUGCAAAUAUGCCAUUGGAUGAAUUACUUAAAUUAUAUGGUAAAAAUUCAUCACUUAUUCAUAGUAGAGCACAAGAAGAAGAUGAUAAUGAAUCGAAUAGUUCUUCUGAAGAUAAUAAUGAAAAACAUAGUCGACAUAAGUUUCAUCAUUUACUACAAAUUAAUGGUCAAUUAUUACCUGAAGAUGAUGAUGAUGAUGAUACAGAUGAUUCAUUCGAGAUUGAAAUUAUUAAGUUCAUCCGUGUUGGUGAUGAAUAUCAAGCACAAGUUGAAUCACAAGCGGAAUUUAAUUCAACAAAUGGACAAUAUGAUGAUAGAGAAGUACCUGUUGAUGAAUUGCUUUGGUCUCCAUCUUCUGUGAAUAAUGAUGAUAAUGAAAAAAUAGAUGAAUAUCUCAAAACAAUUCGUAAUGAAUAUCCAUUCGCUGAUGAUGAAAUAUCACUUCAAACUCUAUUCAAUUGUCAAAUGAAUACAGAAUUAGCUCUUAUUAAAUUUCGUCAAUUACCAAUGAAAACAAUUUAUACAUAUUCUGAAUGGUCACUCGAUGAAAUUCAACAUCUUGAAGAAGGUUUACGUGAAUAUGGAAAGAAUUUUUUCAAAAUAUCUCUAUAUAAAUGUCCAAAUCGAAGUGUUCGUGAAAUAAUUCAUUAUUAUUAUCAAUGGAAAAAAAGUGAACGAUAUCAAUUAUAUAUGGAAGAACAGCAGCGUCUUAAUGCAAUCAUUUCUGUCACUGAUAUGAUUGAAAAAUUAAUCGAAGAACAAGAACAACAACUAUGUACAGCAGUUAGUGUUAUAAAUUCAACAAAUUCCUCGUCAAUACUUUCGAAUGAUCUUAAACGAAAUUCUCCAAAUUCUUCAAUUUCAAUUGUAACUAUUCAUCAACAAGAAACCACUACCACAACAACAACAAAACGAUCAUUUGAUCAAGUUGAGAAUAAUAUUGAACCACCAUCAAAAAAAUCUUCACUUAAUACUAAUAAUUCACCAACGACAACUGUCGUUUAA